AUGAGACUCCCACCUCUACCCAACGAAAUUGUGGUAGAAAUACUGGAAUGUGUCGCAUCUAUGCUCACUGUCGCCGACCUAUCAAAGCUCUCCCUCAUUUGCAAGGCUUGGUACCCCAUCGCGCAAUCAAUCCUCUUAAACUCAGUGAUGAUAACACCCAGAAAUAUCGCUCGACUCUUCAGCGCCAUCGGUGAACACCCUCACUUUUAUCCUCUUAUCCGGAAUCUUGACUCCCGAAACCUGCGAGCUUCGUCUCUGGAAGGGUUUCAAUCACUCCGAGCCUCAAGCAAGGUCUUAUCUCUGACUCUGCGAAGUCAUCUGAUAGACGAAGCACAAGAGAAUAUCUUCGUCGCCUCGUUCCCUCACCUACAGGCACUUUCCAUCAAACAUGGUGAUAUCCACUCGGGCUUUGGGAGCCUCGCCCGCCUGAUAGACUCAUUCCCCAACCUUAAGUCUCUUACUUUGGAGAACGUUCAUUACGACGAGGGGUGUCGCUCGACUUACCACAACGUUACGAUGUCCCUGCGGUCAAUCCAUUGCUGUUUGGGACCCCGUGUUAUGGAUGAGCUACUUCAAUGGCUGAUGUCGGAGAACUCGAUGUCACCGAUAGAAUACAUAUUUCUCGGAUCCGUCGCCUCCGCGUAUGGGAAGCUACCCAAUUGCAUGCCGCUGUUCUUGUCUAGGCUACGCGGUGUGAAAAGCGUGUGGCUCAAACUCAGCACGAUGUGGGACCCGCCACCCCUUACAUUCGCUGAGAACACACAGCUCGAAAUCAUCCAGUUUGAUUUCGAACUCUGGGGUUUUAAUCUGUCAAAAUGGGUCUCCUUUCUCUCGACAGUCUUUUCAUCUAUAACGUCUGUGUCCGUAGGCACUAUCCUGAUUAUCAUACGGAUGCCGGGUAGCUGCCAGCCAAACUUCGAUUGGGAGGACUUGGGAGACAUUUUGAAGUCUCCGACGUUCGCGAGUCUUCGCAAGAUCUCUAUCCUCUACUCCCGACCGCACGUCGCUGGAGAACCGCUCCACUUAGAGCAGUUGGAAGACGAUAUCCGCCAGGCGUUCGCACAUCUUGAGGCUAAGGGUGCCUUGACCGUCAGGUGA
Messenger RNA from Pleurotus ostreatus (oyster mushroom), 1098 nucleotides. RefSeq lists its product as uncharacterized. Gene Ontology annotation, molecular function: protein binding. The coding region runs from base 1 to 1098 and encodes 365 amino acids. The transcript is spliced from 2 exons. The record is from RefSeq and is a predicted model, not a curated record. NCBI's taxonomy places the organism in Eukaryota, Fungi, Basidiomycota, Agaricomycetes, Agaricales, Pleurotaceae.